This is a messenger RNA of Phragmites australis (common reed), 1730 nucleotides long. Its product is annotated as UDP-glycosyltransferase 73C6-like. Lineage: Eukaryota; Viridiplantae; Streptophyta; Magnoliopsida; Poales; Poaceae. Gene Ontology annotation, molecular function: UDP-glycosyltransferase activity. The record is from RefSeq and is a predicted model, not a curated record. Bases 69 to 1547 code for a protein of 492 amino acids. The transcript has a single exon.
AGCUAGCCCUUUAGCAUACAGCCACCGAUCAUCCAGUUUACUUCUUAGCUGCACGAAUAAGGUAGGAAAUGGAGGGAAGCACGAAACCUCACUUCGUGCUUGUCCCAUGGACAGGAACCAUUAGCCACGUCAUCCCCAUGACUGACCUCGGCUGCCUCCUCGCCUCGCAUGGAGCGCCGGUCACCAUCGUCACGACGCCACUCAAUGCAGCGAUUGCACAGAGACGUGUCGACCGUGCCGCACCACACGGUGCAGAGGUCACGGUGACCGCGAUCUCCUUCCCGGCCACGGACGCCGGCCUGCCCGAGGGUUGCGAGAGGUUGGACCUCCUCCGGUCUCAAGCUGAGGUGCCUUGCUUCUUCAAGGCCAACAUGCGGUUCGGCGAGGCGGUAGCGCAGUACCUCCGCAGCGAGACGCCCCGCCGACCGAGCUGCAUCAUCUCUGGAAUGUGCCAGACGUGGACGCUAGGCUUGGCGCGCGACCUUGGCGUGCCAUUCUAUGUCUACCACGGUUUUGGCGCGUUCGCUUUGCUGUGCAUCGAGUACCUGUACAAGCACAGGCCACAUGAGGCGGUUACGUCUGCAGACGAGUUGUUCGAUGUCCCAGCCCUGCCGCCGUUCCAGUGUAGGCUGUCGAGUAGGCAACUGCCGCCGCAUUUCAUGCCAUCCACUUCCGUCGCUGGUAGGGCGUUGCAGGGGAUGCGGGAGUUCGACAUGGCUGCGGAUGGCAUCGUGGUGAACAGCUUCGAGGAGCUGGAGCACGGCUCCACGGCGCUUCUCUCGACGGCGACUGGCAAAACGGUGCUCGCCGUUGGGCCUGUCUCCUUGUGCCGGUCACCAAGUCUCCAUCCUCAGUCCAUGCCCGAUGAUGCGAGGCGGUGCAUGGCGUGGCUGGACGCCAAGGAGUCCAAGUCCGUGGUGUACGUCAGCUUCGGCAGUAUCGGGCGCAUGCCACCGGCGCAGCUCAUGCAGCUCGGCACGGCUUUGGUCUCGUGCCCCUGGCCUGUCCUGUGGGUUGUCAAGGGCGCUGACUCCAUGCCUGACGACGUCAAGAAGUGGCUACGCAAGAAUACCGACGCGGAGGGCAUCGCGAGCAGCAAGUGCCUCCUAAUGUGCGGUUGGGCGCCCCAGGUUGCCAUCCUGGCCCACCCAGCCGUCGGCGGCUUCAUGACGCACUGUGGGUGGGGCUCGACUCUGGAGGCCAUCGUCGCUGGCAUGCCUAUGGCUACCUGGCCUUUUUUCGCCGAGCAGUUUAUCAACGAGAGGCUAAUCGUGGACGUGCUUGGCGUUGGGGUGUCCGUCGGGGUGACGAAGCCAACGCAAAACGUCCUGACCGCCAGUAACGCUGGUGACAGCGAAUCAGAGGCGGAGGUUGAGGUGGGGAUGGAACAGGUGAAGAAGGCGUUGGGGAUGUUAAUGGAUCAAGGGGCCGAAGGGAUGGAGAGGAGGAAGAAGGCUCAGGGGCUGAAGCUGAAGGCGGCGGGUGCUUUGAAGAAUGGGGGAUCCUCCUACAUUAAUUUGGAGAAUUUGAUCCAAUCUCUCGUUUGAAGCUUGAUAUGUCUCACUGACGCUGAGAUGCGGGUUCGGGCCAGGGGCUGAUUUACGGGGUGUGCACAGUUUACACGUGCACACAAAAAAUAAUAUUUGCAUUAUGUUAGAAUAUAUGAGCAUUGGCAUAUUAUAUUUGAAUAAUUGUUAAUAACUCUUUAAUCACACUUUUGUAAUGAAGUU